Molecule: messenger RNA, 2560 nt
Organism: Colletes gigas
Lineage: Eukaryota; Metazoa; Arthropoda; Insecta; Hymenoptera; Colletidae
Product: macoilin-1
Exons: 12
Coding region: 119-2281 (720 amino acids)
Biological process (GO): neuronal signal transduction
Cellular component (GO): rough endoplasmic reticulum membrane
Source: RefSeq, a predicted model, not a curated record
GUCGCGCGCGAGACGGUGGAUUUUUUCGCGAGCACGGUGAAUAUUUGCGGUUUGUUUCCAUUCUGUCGUACGCCGCGGAUAACGUAAGACUUUUAUCGCGGCGAAAGUGUUAAGGAAUAUGAAGAGAAGAAAUGUUGAGUGCGGUAAGUUUCGGAGGCCCUUGAAACGCAACAAGCUCACCGAGGGAAUCUACGGGAGUACUUUGGUUUAUCUGAAGUUUCUGUUGCUAUGGGCUAUGGUAAUCCUGGCGGACUUCAUUCUAGAGUUCCGUUUUGAAUUCUUAUGGCCAUUCUGGUUGCUUCUUAGAAGUGUUUACGAUUCGUGCAAGUAUCAAGGCUUGGCCUUUUCAGUGUUCUUUAUUUGUAUUGCCCUCACAUCUGAUAUGAUUUGCUUCUUCUUUAUUCCGGUGCAUUGGUUGUUUUUUGCAGCCAGUACCUAUGUUUGGGUACAAUACGUUUGGUACACAGACAAAGGCGUGUGCCUACCAACUGUGAUGCUAUGGUUAUUAUUUCUAUACAUAGAGGCAGCAGUACGAUUAAGAGAUUUACGACACAUGCCAUUUCACUUGGAUCUCUGUCGACCGUUUGCAGCGCAUUGCAUCGGUUACCCUGUAGUUACGUUAGGUUUUGGUUUUAAGAGCUACAUCGGCUAUAGAAUGAGACAGAGAAAGCAGAAAGAUGUAGCAAAAGAAAAUGAAUUCUAUCUACAGUUAUUGCAGCAAGCACUGCCUCUUGAACAACAAACGACAGUGCAACAGAUUCAGCAAUCACAGGUACACGUUACUCCGUCGUUGGAGCAGCACGUGAAAACACAAUCGAAUAAAUUGUGUCCGCAGUACAAUCCUAGCCCUGAGAAGAGCAGAGGUAGAAGCAGUAAUAACUCUGCGGAAGUAGGUAUACAAAAUGGUAGUUUGCACAUAGGUACACAAAUUACGUCGCAGUCGCAGAAUGUAACGACGAAAAACAAUCACAGAAAGUCCUUGGACAAAGGUGAGAAACAAGAGGAACAGCACGUUAAACAUAAUCUGACGAACGUUUCGCAGCCAGAGAAAAACGAAAAGAGGUUUAUACAUACAAAUGGGAGCACGGUUACUCACAAUGAUAUACAAUUCAUCGAGAGGAUCGGAUCUGUGAAUGAUUUUGAUGCAAAUGAAAUAGAGAAAGACAAAUUUACGAAGGGCGGGAACUGUGGCCCGGCGAAAAUGCAGACUAACGGUUCCGUAACAGGGAAGUGGAACAAUAUUAAAGACAGUCGAGAAUCCACAUCCGCCGUUAAUAAUCAACGUGAACGGAAAACACGACAGAUUAAAACCACGCUCGACAGUAUAAGCGAACAACCGAAACAGCAAGACGAUUAUUGUCAAAGGUUACUGGUGUGUCGCAGGCUCGAGGCUGACAUUAAACGCUUGAAGUCAGACUUGCAAUCCAGUCGACAGCUAGAGCAAGAGCUUCGUUCACAGAUAAAUACUUUGCAGAACGGGGAACGCCAAGCCAAAGGCGACAUACAACAACUCCAACACGACAAUGAUCAGUUGCAAAGCAAAUUGCAUGGAUUGGUAACGGCUCGUCAAUUGGACAAGCAAACCAUGUCCUCGUUGGAAAAACGAAUCGCUGAAGAAAGGAAACAGCGUACCGCGUGCGAAGCAUCGUUGGUUUCCGAAAGACGAGCCCGACGAGCCGCGGAGGAGGCUCGUUCCGCGAUUCCACCACCCCCGCCUCCACUUAUCAGACAAGAAUGCACGGACACGUGCAAGACUCGCAGAACACAAAUGGAACAAGAUUUAAAAAAUCUGCGACGGGAAGUGAAAACGAAAGAGGAAAGGUGCAGCGCGUUAGAAAAGGAUGUGACGCGGUGCAAGGAGAACCACAAAGAGUCCGAGAUCCUGCUGGGAGCACUUAACGCGUUGCAAGACAAAACAGCUCAUUUAGAAGAUAGUUUAAGUGCCGAAACUCGUAUAAAGCUCGAUUUGUUCUCCGCGCUUGGCGAGGCGAAACGACAAUUGGAAAUCAGAGAAAACUUAAUCAGAUCUCAAGAGAAGGAAAUCGAGACGUUGAAGGCGAAAAUAGCCCAGGACUUGGCCGUGAUGCCACAAGACACAUUCGGUCCAGCGCCGACCUGCGCAACGUCUAAACUUCGUUUAAACAACGAAGUCCGCGUUUCAGGUACAAAAAUACGUUCCAACGAAAGUCCAUGCCCCGGAGGUUGCACCGUGUCGAAUUUGGAUCCAAACGCCACCGCGUACACUCCCAAAAACUCCCUAAUAGCGUCUACCGAAGCUUAAAAGUUGCAAAAUUAUUUGCCACCAUUUUAAGGUUCAUUUAUUACAACAAAUAUGUUUCGAGUUUGUUUCUCGAUUAAUAUUCAAAUAAUGGCAUCUCCAAUCCUUUAAAAGCCUCUAAAAUAUUUUUUCAACAGAAACGAAAAAAGAAAAUAUUUGUCGUUGAAACUAUUUCUAUCAAAGUUUUAAAAUUCCAACUUGGAAUUAUUUUUUCGAUUUUUCUAAUAAUAAGUUGAUUUAGCAGUGCCUUUUUCUUCUAUCAAAUAUUCUUUUUUAAUAAUU